AGCAUGUUUCAGUUACAAGGGUGAGGAAAAUACUGAGGACUUUGGCCUGUCAGGUUAACCUAAAGAACUGAUCUCCCUGGUUUUAGCUUUCCAGUAAGUCACUACUUCCUCCUCAGUUUGCUAUCAGCUCUUAAAGAACUUGCCAGAGUCAGUGAAGAAUUAUGCAGCUAUCAAGAAGAAAUUCGAAAGAGGUCCAACCACAGAAGAAUGAAGUCACUUCCUUUCCUGGGGGAAUUUGAGGAAACCCAAAACACGGUUAUUCUGCCUGAGAUGAACCAUGUGUCCAGCAAUGAAUCACAGACUUCAGUUGCUUUUGAAACAGAGGAACACAACAAUAGGAAGAAUCUGAUGAGCUCCACCAAGGCUUUGAAGGACAUGUCUUAUGGUGGUCUUACUGGUGACAUAGGAACAGACUUCAGACCUUGGCAAAGGAAAGAAGCUCCACCAGUUCCUCCACGGAGCACUUCUCGGCACCUAACAAACUCACUUUCUACAGUUGUACAGCUUUCUGAAGCACCAAUAAGAGACUCAGGCAUCAAAAGCAAUUGCAAGGUUCAGGACUGUUGGAGUGGAGGGAAACUGAGGAAUUCUUCACCCGUAAACAAGAAUGAAUCUGCAGCAGCCUGUGCAAUUGAAGGACAGGCUGUGAAAGUUCCUGUGAUGGUAACUGCUGCAGUACCUGUAACCAAAAAUGAGUGCAAAGUUCCAACAAGUUUCUGCCAUAACACAUGGGCAUAUGAUGUGGUCAAACUUGGGAAAGACAACAGAAGUGAGCCUUUCCAACUGUCAGCCCAAAAGAGUUGUUCAGAUGGAAAUAUGGCCCAAAGCAACAAGAUGCAUCAAAAACAAAACCCCAAGUCUCACAGCAACCCUUUUUACAGUAAUGACUUUUGUACCCCUGCUACCCUGCACAACGACCUUUUGGAAGACACCAGAUAUACUUUGGGAAAGACCCAAAGAAAUGAAAUGUUAGCAGCAAAGAUCGAUGAGUUUAAUCGGACUGUAUUUCACACAGAUAAACAUAACAAUGCUCUGCAACAAAACCAGGUGCCUCAAACAGCAUCAGAAGAUCACAAACCCUGUGGGCCACUGUGUGACUCUGCUACUAGCAGGACAGACACUGUAAAUACGUCUUGUAUUUCAAAUCCCAAACUCUCUGUAGCCAAGGAGCAAGAAGCUAGCAACCCCAGCAAAGCUAUCAGGACAACAGGGCAACAAAAACAAAUGAAUGGACUUCCAAAUACUAGUGGUUAUAGGCACAUGCUCCAGGAGCAUGACUGGAGACCAAGUAAUUUAUCCGGUCGCCCGCGUUCAGCUGACUCAAGGUCGAACUAUGGUGUUGUUGAAAAGCUUUUGAAAACCUAUGAAAAAUCAACAGUGACUUCUCCAUGUAAUGCAAAAUGCUGCAAAGAUAAGUGGACACAGGCAAAUUCUGAAUUCACUGAUGGAGGUUGCGAGAAACUGAGUCAGUAUUUAGAAAUGCUCCAGAUUGAGCAAGAAAAGCAAGAAUUUCCGAGGAAUUCAGCCAAACAUAUUGGGCAGCAACUCAAGCAAGGAAAAGAGAGACAGAAGUUACCAGAGAUCUGUGUGCCAGCUAAAUGUUCAAGCGAGAAGGGUUUUUCCCGUCCUGCUCGGCCAGCAAAUCGACGCUUACCUUCCAGAUGGGCAUCUAGAUCCCCCUCAGCACCACCUGCUGUGAGAAGAACGGUGUACAACUGCUCUGUCUCCUUUCGGUCAGAGACCUCAGUAGUCUGAACCCAGAGCUGGGUUGGAUGGUGUUGUGAAAGCUCUACGCCUCAUUAUAACUGUGUUUGGUAUGUGUCAUAGCAACCAGUUCUACACUAUUGUAUUUUGUCCAAGAGUGACCCCCACCAUGUGCUGGACAAAGUAUUCUGAAUCUUAGGUCAUCAUCACCGUGGUCUUCAGUGUUUUUAUUGAGAUGAAAUAACUAUACCCCUGGUUUUCUCUGGGUUUUUUUUGGUAGUAGUUCACAAAGAAUUUAUUUUGAAUGGCAUCUUCCUUAAUUUGCCAAUCAAUUUUGAGUCGAAACAAUGUAUAGUGCUGUAUAUUCUGACUCUUCUGCAAACAGCAGAACGUAAAGCUGUAUGCAUGAUCAUGUGUUUGUAGGUGCAUGUGUUGGACUAGGAAGUAUACAGGCCUGUACUUAGAAGAGACAAACUGUGCUAGUGUUGACAUUGAAAUUGCAACCUAUAUGCCUACGUAUAUAUAUACUUCAUGUUUAUUUUAAAAAGUUUGAAAUAUACAGUCCUGAUGACAUUUAUAUUUUGUAUAUCUUUUACAUAGGUUCACAGGCGUAGUAUUUAAUGUAAAAAAUACUUAAAUAUUCAUUUUUUGUGACUGAUUGCAGCGAUAAUGCCUUGCACAAUAUGUAUCUGAAGCAGACUAGCUCGACUGAUUUGUCAGUCAUGCUUCAUGGCAUACUCGUUCGGUUUCCUAACCCUUACGCUAGGUCAAAAUACCCAAACAUAUUUUUUUCUGAAUUAAAAUAUUAUAUGAUUUGUAAUACGUUAGCCUUUUUCAGCACCAGAGACAUUUCUGAAAUGUUCCAAUCCCUUUAAAAAGCUUAAAUGUGCCAUUUUAUAUAUAGCAUACUGUAAACACUUUGGUAAUUUCAACUACUGUAACAUACAAUUUAUGAAGGGAAGAAAAGGGUUAUAUAUGCUCAAUUCUGUAAAACUUAUUUUUCCUUCUAGCAUUAUACUUUGAGGUUUGGCAAAGUCAAAUAACAAUGGACUUGUUUACUUUCACUCAAGGCAGGAGAACAAACACCGCUGUACCCAGUGCUGCAGCCACACUCCUCUUUUACUCUUCUCCUAGACUAGAGUGCCUGAGCCACUUGCUCGUUUACUGCUCCCCGACUGACUCGUGGCAGUCAGUUACAAAGUUUACUUGCACUCUGGCAACAAGCUGCAUCUAGUACGGAAAUAUUGCAUCGAGGUAUGAUUACAAUUGUGCCCAAAAUCAUAGACACGUGGCGUUGCAAGUAUGUUUUUGCCAUCACUUGACCUGGUAUUAUGGGCCAUCUGAAUGACAUGCACAGAGCCUGGGUUGUUCCUUCCCACAGUGUGAGAGAAACAUGGAUGCUUCUCACACUCUGAACUUUCAGAAAGACAGUGUCUGUUAUCCUGGAAUUUUUGCACCCUUUCUUAGGCCGUUGCUGGAUGCAUAGUGCAGUAAUGAUGAUAAAUGUUACCUUGAAGUAGCACGUCUAGGUUAAAAGGAGUAAAGAGGGCACUUCUUCAACAUCAGCCUGAUCUUGUCUUACAACUUUUCUUCUCCUGGAGAAACAUAGGAUGUUCAAAGGAAUUUUAAAAAUCAUCCCAGGAUCCAUUAAUGUGCACAUCUUAUGUGAAUGUAAAAAGGAUUUCAGAGAGAGUGUAGGCUUUUGUCCUAGUGAAUUGUAUAUGUGGCAAUAUAGGGAAAAUUAAUUGUGCUUAAUUUGGUAGUGAUCUGUUGUCCUAUUCCAGUCAUGUUGAGAAUUCAUGCCUUUUUCCUUCCUUUUAGGACCUUAUUGUUCUUUCCUCUACACAGCUUUGAUUUUGAAGAGAGAGAAAACAGGAGGCCAUGUGUUCUGAGCAAUAUAGCCUAUAUGGUAGCAUUGGUAACUGUUUGGGCUUGCCAAUAUUAGAGCAAGCAGGCUAAAUCCCACCUUGUCAUGCCAUUGUGGCUCUCUGCUUGGCAAAACCAUGCCCAGAGUAAUUUGCCCUAUCUAGACUUCUGGUCCUUUCUAAGUCUAUCUCACUACAAUAUAUGAAGACUUCAAGCCAAUCAACAAUUCAUUAAAAUUUACUCAGACAUUGCAAAGUUCUUGCUGGAAAAGAUAUAAGGACAGAAAAUCUUGAGGAAAAUUUAUACGGUUUGGAUGGAGACAAAGGUCUGUGUGCUUAAGUGAAAAAUCAAGAGUUCUAUAAAUUUGCCUGCUUGCCCUAAUUUAGACAUUGCACUCCAUUAACUUCCUUAGCCCUAAAAAAAUUAGAGAUGAUUCCCAGUGAAUUUGGAACAUGGCUUAAUAUUCUAACUGGAAAUUAGCAAACCAAAAUGCCUUGAAAAUUGACCUUUUAAUGCCUAAGUAGCUGACCAGCUUUAAAUGCCUAAGGCCGAGGAAAGAGUAAUAUGAAAGAAUUGUAAAAAAAUAUGGUUCUUUAUUUCAGUCAGAGAUGACUGCAAUAACACUCUUUAAAUUACCUCUAAGGUAAAGUUAAGCAGUUUUGUUCUGAAAAAUAGUGGUGCACUUUUGUUUGAAGUAUUUAACUAUGAAAGCAUUUCCCUUGAUUAGUCAGUGAAGGUGUUUCUUUUGUUCCCUUCAGUUUCUUUGGUUGCCUUUGACAUAGACCACAUUGUUGAAUAACAGAGAAAGGAUCAAAUAUCGACAACAUUCCCUGAUGUAUGUAAGUUUAAUGAACAGAAGGUUUUUGAAAUAAACUAAUAGGUCAAGUGCAAGUUCAUUUUGUCAAGGUUUUCUGUGUCCGCCUAAUUACAGACAUUGAUUCUGAUGCCCAGAAGUAUCAAAACUGGUGAUUUUGGUUUGCAGGUGGCUAGUUGGACAUACUAAUUUUAAAAAGUUGUUGCUGUCACUGUUUAAAUAUUUCUUUCAGCUGCACUCAUAACAGGGCCAGUGGACUGUGGUAAUUUUUCUAGUUCCCAUAACUGUGAUUACUGAACCACAGUAAUGGCUCUAUUCACUUAUUUGCUUAAGGGGAAGAGCUCCAUUGGGCUCCGUUCCCCUGUAUUAUUUCUGAAAAGGAAAUCUACACAUACACACACAUUCAUGCAAGAAACAUAAAUGAUCUAAGUAUAACUUGACCUUCCUAUUAAUCCUAGUGUCACCUAUGGAAGUGGCGAGUUUUGUAAACCUGUUUUUAAAACUGGUUUUUAAUAUUAUUCCUCCAUAUGCUGUCUGAAGUCUUAAUGCAGAUAUAUGUUUUUCUUACUUGCACUCCGAAUGAGUCUAAAACUCUCUUUAUUGCAUGCUUGUGGGCCUUAGUAACUCUCUGCAGACACAGUCAGCUGCCCAUUGAAAUAGGGAUGCCACUAGGAAUCAGCUGGCUGGUAAUCAGUUGACAGAAAGCAUCAUUCUCCUUCAUGCUGGGAGAUGGAGCCAUAAUUGUUCCUUGAAACCGUUUUAGGGAGGAACAUGGCAGGGUAGAAGCACAUAGAGUAGAAUAAUUUAGACCUUAUCUGCACAUCUACAGAGCGGGCCACCUGGAGGCUUUAAAACUGGCCUGACUCAGCCUCUGCUAGAGGCAGAAGGAGUAGAGAAAAAGAAUUUCCUUUAAACCCCCUCGGUAUCAUUCCUCAAACUCAGAGUACAUUUCCACUAGUGUUUUGUCUUUACAGUGUUAGUGAUAGACUUCUUGUGUAUCUUUAAAAUGUUGCUGAAGAGAUGAACUCUGCUUGUUCUUCACCAACAACAGAAUUAUCUUUCACUAUUACACACACUGUAAGGGAGUUGGCUGUUAUGUAUAGGAAAGAACUGGCAAUCAGUGUAAUAUAAUUUUCCAGAGCAUUCAGAAUACCAAUCUAUUUCUCCAGUUGUCCAUUUAAAAAAUUGUUUCUGUAAACAGGGAUUUUAUAUCCAAAAGGCUUCAACAGCAUUUUUGGAAAAAAGAUCUACAGCAAUACAGAAGGCAGGACAUUUCCCUUACAGUUUUGUUAUUUCUGGAAUAAAUUUCCUAGCAUGGAAGAACUUAUGCAAUUCUCACAGUGCUGCUAAUGCAAAGAAUUUCUUUGGCUUUGAGGUAUGUAACAUACAAACUCUAGCCAUUAAACUGCUGAUAUUCUCUAUUGGACUCAUCUGUAAUGGUGAAUUUGGUUGUGUUCAUGCUCUUUAAACUGAAAGGUGGAAUGCAUUUGCUCUAAAUGUGCUAAUCAAAGCCCCUUGUUGCCUCUCUGGUCUUUCUACCCCUUCUCAGUUUCCAGUGGAUGUGUAUUUUUAUGUGGUUUAUUGCCAUUGGUCUGUAUGUAUAUGUCAUCCCAUAGGACUUUCUGUCUGUACUGCAGCCAAAAUAUUUUUUGGACAGCCUAUUCUAAAAAGUUGUGAUAUUACUACUGCCAUUCACAAAUACAUUAGAUCUUGAUCUAU
Messenger RNA from Corapipo altera (White-ruffed manakin), 6103 nucleotides. Its product is annotated as KIAA0408 ortholog. Lineage: Eukaryota; Metazoa; Chordata; Aves; Passeriformes; Pipridae. The transcript has 4 exons. The coding region runs from base 208 to 1755 and encodes 515 amino acids. The record is from RefSeq and is a predicted model, not a curated record.